AUGGUGAGUGGAAAUAAAAGUCCCAACGAUCCAACGAAGAUCGCGCCGAAGGAUCGCGAGAAGAAAACCAAUAAUUACAUGAGAGCGAACAUUUUCUCGAAGACAUGGUUCAUGUGGAUGAUGCCGACCUUCUGGCGAGGGUACAAACGCGAUCUUUACGACGCCGACCUGACGAAACCGAAAGAAAACCACAAUUCUGACAAACUCGGCGAUCGCUUAGAAAAGAAAUGGCUCGAAGAGAUCGCUCUAGCCAACAAACAGGGACGCAAGCCAUCCUUGCUCCGCGCCAUGACGAAGACGUUUUGGAUGAGCUACGCACCUUCCGGCUUCAUGUUCCUCGUACAGGCUCUCAUCCUCAAACCAUUCCAACCCGUGGCGUUGAGCAUGAUGUUGGCCUACUGGGAGCCAGGUUCCACCAUGACCUACGAGCAGGCGAUCUACUGCGCAUCAGCGGUGAUCAUCAUGUCACUACUUAUCGCAUUCCUGAACCAUCACGGCACCUACUCCACUCAACAGUUCGGAAUGAAAGUUCGCAUUGCUGCUUGCUCCCUUAUCUAUAGAAAGGUAAUGCGAAUGAGCUCUGGUGCGCUGGCGCAGACCACCGCCGGUCAAGUGGUGAAUCUCCUCUCGAACGACGUUAACCGGUUCGACUAUGCCUUCAUCUACACACACUUCAUCUGGCUCCUGCCCCUCCAAGUUAUUCUCGUCUGCUACCUCAUCUACCUCAAAAUCGGUUACGCGGCCAUCGUUGGAGUCAUUGGCAUUGUGCUACAAACAAUACCCGUACAAUCAUACAUGAGCAAAUUGGCUGCCCGUCUAAGAAUGAAGACUGCCUGCAAAACAGACGAACGAGUCAGGAUUAUGGACGAAAUUAUAAACGGAAUGCAGGUCAUCAAAAUGUACGCAUGGGAGAAACCGUUUGAACAGGUGGUGGCCUUGGCUCGAAAGAACGAAAUCAACUGUAUCACAUCUGCGUCAUAUUUGCGAGGAGUGUAUCUUAGCUUCAUGGUCUUCACCGAGAGACUCACCCUCUACAUAACUCUACUUUCGUACUCCCUUUUCGGCUUCCAAGUUACAGCUGACAUUGUGUUCCCUCUGGCCCAAUUCUACAAUACACUACAAGGCACUCUGUCGAUUAUAAUGUCGAAUGCCGUAUCGUUCUUAGCUGAGGCGCUGAUAUCCGUACAACGUCUUGAGGCGUUCAUGCUCUUGGUAGCUAUCAUGUUGCCACAAAGCCUUUCCAUGUUACUGGAGUCCUAUACUUCCAUUCGUCGAAUACAAGACCUAUUGUUAUUGGAUGAGAGAGAAGAUUUACGCAGUGUAGCGGAUGUCGACAUCGCAAAAUUGGUGCAGAAGGUGGAAAAUAAGAAACUGAAAAGCUUGAGCGAACAAGAUCUCUGCCCAAACACAUUCAAAAAAAUUGACGAAGAAGGCAUUUACAACCCAAGUUUCGACUGCAACGAAAAGGGACUGAUGCCCCAGUCCCAGGGCACAAUGACUGUCAGCUCCGACGUAGGUGUUCUCAUCCAGGACGUAUCAGCUAAUUGGAUUGAAGGCGGUUCUGUGACACUUCGUAACAUUAACAUCAGUAUUCCUAAAGGAAAACUGUGUGCAAUCAUUGGCGCCGUCGGAUCUGGAAAAAGUUCCAUUUUACAACUUCUUCUGAAUGAGCUUCGUGCUACAAAAGGUCGUCUGUAUCUGUCUGGACCCCUUUCCUACGCUUGUCAAGAACCUUGGUUAUUCGUCGCGACUGUGCGACAGAACAUCUUAUUUGGACUUCCGUACAACGCUAAAAAAUACAAAGAGGUUGUAAGGGUGUGCGCCCUGCAGAAAGAUUUUCAACAAUUCCCUCAUGGUGACCAGACCCUGGUUGGCGAAAGGGGUGCUUCUCUAUCUGGGGGUCAAAGGGCUCGAAUUAAUUUAGCGAGAGCUGUGUACAGACAAGCAGACAUCUAUCUAUUAGACGACCCGCUUUCGGCCGUGGACGCACACGUCGGGCGUCAGUUGUUCGACGAAUGCAUUAGUGGGUACCUACGUCACACAACCAGAAUUCUCGUCACCCACCAGCUGCAUUAUCUUAAAGCGGCCGACUACAUCAUUAUCAUGAAUAACGGUGCUGUAGAUGCGAAGGGAACGUAUAAUGAACUCACGCACUCGGGCAAGGAUUUUGCGAAACUACUAUCGGCGGUUCAAGAAGAAGACAAACCAGAGGUGGAAAAACCAGCUCCGAUGUCUAGAAGAACAUCUGCUAGGUUGUCCACAACACGCCGACCGUCUUUGGCUGAAUCUACCACUGAAGGGCCAGCGCAAGAAAUGGAAGAAGAAGAAAGAGAAUCUGGUUCUAUGGGUUGGCACGUGUACGGAGCGUAUUUGCGAGCCGGGGGGAAAACUGGGCGGCUUCUUUUCAUGGUCUUCCUUCUUGUCAUCGGCCAGCUAUCAGCUACGCUAUGUGACUACUGGGUGACAAUUUGGACAAACGAAGUAACGCGCCUGAAAGAAAGAGAGUCAAACGGCACGAACAAGGAGUACGCAAGCACGGUUACGACCCCAGAAAACAGCACAUUCAGCUUUACAAGUUACUUUAAUGGAAUUGAAGCUGAACCAAAUCUAAACAUCCACGCGUACAUCGGGCCUUUAGACACCGCUCAGUACCUGUAUGUGUACACGGCACUUAUUAUCUGCUGCAUAUUCUUCAUAACCGCGCGGGCUUUUAUGUUUUUCAAAGUCUGCAUGACGGCGUCUCGCAACCUUCACAACAACAUGUUCCAUUCAAUGCUCCGCGGCGUUAUGCGUUUCUUCGAUACGAACUCUUCAGGUCGAAUCCUCAACCGUUUCUCAAAAGACAUCGGUGCCCUGGACGAACUGUUACCACGUUUCUUGUUGGAAUGCAUACAAAUUUACCUGGUCAUGUUUAGUAUCCUGGCCCUCAACGCUGCUGCUCUAGUGUGGACAUUGCUCCCGACUACCAUCAUCCUUCUUCUAUUCUACACUAUUCUUCAAAUUUACUUGAAAUCAGCUCAAUCUAUUAAGCGGUUAGAGGGAACAACUCGAAGUCCUGUAUUCUCCCACAUGGCAGCAACGCUGAAUGGUAUAAGCACUAUCAGAUCUUCGGGUGCUCAGCAAAGACUGAUUCAGGAAUUCGACCGGUUCCAAGAUAUCCACACUUCGACCUGGAGCAGUUACUUAGCAAGUGGAGUAACUCUUGGUUUCUGGUUGGAUAUCAUUUGCGUUCUCUACUUGGCUAUUGUGAUUAUCGCCUUCCUCGUUAUCGACAGCAAAACCAUAUUCUCCGGAAACGUAGGUUUGGCAAUAUCGCAAACCCUCAUUUUGACUGGGAUGCUCCAAUUCGGGGUCCGACAGACCGCAGAAGUUAUAUCGCAAAUGACAAGUGUUGAGCGCAUAUUGCAAUACACGCACAUUGAACGGGAAGCACAAUGGGACAAAGGAGUCCAAGAAACGCCAAAAGACUGGCCCUCCAAAGGCCGCAUAACAUUCAGGAACUGUUUUAUGAAAUACAGCCCAGAGGACUUGCCCAUAUUGAAAAAUUUGAAUUUGGUUCUAGAAAGCGGUUGGAAGGUCGGUAUUGUGGGAAGAACCGGUGCCGGGAAAUCGUCACUCAUUUCUUCUUUAUUCCGGCUAGCAAUUGUGGAGGGUGAAAUUCUUAUCGACGAUGUGGAUACAGGAAAUCUAGCACUUCAGGAAUUGCGAUCUAAAAUAUCCAUUAUACCUCAAGAACCAGUUCUGUUUUCGGCAACGAUCCGGUACAACCUGGAUCCAUUUGAUAGUUACGAAGACGAUCAUUUGUGGCGAGCCUUAGAAGCUGUGGAUUUAAAAGCAGCCAUACCUUCGCUGGACUUCAAAGUAUCUGAAGGAGGAUCCAACUUCUCUCUAGGACAAAGGCAGCUAGUGUGUCUCGCUCGAGCUAUCUUGCGAGGGAACAGGAUUCUUGUAUUGGAUGAAGCUACAGCUAAUGUAGACCCGAAAACGGAUGAGUUCAUCCAGAAGACUAUAAGGAAACGGUUCGCCGACUGUACAGUGUUGACAGUAGCCCAUCGACUGAACACCAUUAUGGACUCCGAUCGUGUCAUGGUGAUGGACGCGGGGCGACUCGUGGAAUUCGACCACCCUUACAAACUAUUGAGCAACCCAGAAUCACACUUUACAAAAAUGGUGAAUGAAACAAGUGACAAAAUGUCGUCACAGCUGUAUGAAAUCGCUAAAAAAACCUUCCUGGACAGCGGUGGGAUAAUAGAAUAG
This is a messenger RNA of Leptosia nina, 4257 nucleotides long. Lineage: Eukaryota; Metazoa; Arthropoda; Insecta; Lepidoptera; Pieridae. The record is from the annotation of a GenBank genome assembly.